AUGUCUAGCGAAUUCGUUUGCCCGUUUUGCGGGUCGAGUCUCGGUAACCAGUAUCUACUCUUGUUUGUGAGCGAGGCCCUUACGCUACCACCCCCACCCCUGAUGCCCGAGAACUCACCGGAUUCGCAGCACGUCGAGACCCGCCACGCCGAAGGAAAGUCGCCGUUUGUCGUGGACGGGGACGAGGCGGCGCCCGAGAAGGACGAAAGCCCGAACGAGGAGGACCAGUUCGCCGAGUGUCCCGUAGACGGAUGCGGCGAAGUCGUCACGCUCGCCGAACUCGAAGAUCACAUCGAGCUCCACGGCGCAGAACAACCCGAGGAGCCGCCCACGCCGGUGCCGGAUUCGCGACAAGGCCGCGUCAGCGCCCAAGGAAGCAACAGUACCAGUGCUAAGACGAGACCGGUAGACGGUGGCUACCGGUCCCCAUACUCGCAGAGUAGAGACGCGGCGCCCCGGCCCCGCCGCGCUCACAAGUCCAACGAGCGUGUUGCAUCCCGUGAGCACAACCCGGCCUCGGCGGUCGGCAUAUGGAAGCAGAUAUUCGCUGCGCCCCCUCAGAGAUCACGCGAGCUGCAGGCGCUGGCGGGCGGGGAUUUGGGCAGGAGGCUUGGUAAGUCGGAGCUCGGCAGGUAUGCUCACGAGGACAGGAUGCCGGACUGGCUCGUGUCUCUGCUAAAGACCGGUGGCUACGAAAGCUCCGAAGGUGGCUUCUGCGGGUACCGAAACAUACAAAUGCUCUCGUCGUACAUCGUCGGGGCCAGCGCGCCGGGCGCCGAAGCGCUACGGGAUAGGAUACCGAGUAUCUUCCGCAUCCAGGACUACAUCGAAAAGGCCUGGGACAUGGGCAUAAACACGCAAGGGAGGAUAGAGACGGGCGGCGUGAAGGGCACCCGCAAGUACAUCGGCACGCCAGAGCAGAAUUUCCUCAUCCCUACCGAGUACCUCUUGUUGACAGCGGCGCGCGCAUCUAGAUGCGAGGCCCAAGCAUUCAAGAAUACAGUACCCGACGUCGCGGCGGCCCUCCUGCUCGACACCGUGAGGGCGUACUUCGAGUCGGCGCCCUGUCCCAAUCCGGAGGCCAAAGUCCGAUGCACGUCCCUGCCGCCUAUAUACUUUCAACACAGAGGCCACUCUCUUACCAUCAUCGGGCUCGAGAGGCGCCGUGACGGCGGCUGGGAGCUGCUCGUCUUUGACCCCAUGUUCCGCGACCCCGACGGGAUCACGCGGUAUAUCGGCCGCCGGUUCCAGCACCGAGAUCCAGAACGGGUGCUGAAGCUAUACCGUCGCGGGGCUAAGUAUCUUAAGAAGUACCACGAGUUUGAGAUUCUGAGGUAUGGAAACUUUCUAAUUCCCUCCUCCCUCUCUUCUAUUCUCUUCUCUGCUUUUCCCCACGAGCUAGAUUUUUAA
Durotheca rogersii is the source of this 1410-nucleotide messenger RNA. Its product is annotated as peptidase family C78-domain-containing protein. Lineage: Eukaryota; Fungi; Ascomycota; Sordariomycetes; Xylariales; Xylariaceae. The record is from RefSeq and is a predicted model, not a curated record. The transcript is spliced from 5 exons. The coding region runs from base 1 to 1410 and encodes 469 amino acids.